Ananas comosus (pineapple) is the source of this 1873-nucleotide messenger RNA. Its product is annotated as sphingoid long-chain bases kinase 1-like. Gene Ontology annotation, cellular component: cytoplasm; intracellular membrane-bounded organelle; membrane. The transcript has 8 exons. The record is from RefSeq and is a predicted model, not a curated record. Gene Ontology annotation, molecular function: kinase activity. NCBI's taxonomy places the organism in Eukaryota, Viridiplantae, Streptophyta, Magnoliopsida, Poales, Bromeliaceae. The coding region runs from base 52 to 1452 and encodes 466 amino acids. Gene Ontology annotation, biological process: sphingosine biosynthetic process.
GACCCUCCAACGCCAUUGUCGCAUCGCCGAAGCUCAUUCCCCUCUCCGACCAUGGGUUUCGCUCGUGCGAUCGACACGGUAUAUUGUAAUGCCGGACUCCGACUUCCCACCUUGCAUUUAUAUCCGCCAAGACGGGUUUGUGGGCUUUAUACUUUUCGGACACCACAAAGAAGACAAGCAGGAGGAUGCUUUUUGGCUUUGAACUCAAGGGAAGCUAUUCAACAGAUUAGUGCUUCUGCAGGCAAUAAAUGCUUCGCGAAUCACUUCUCUCAUCAAAUGAUGCUGUCUGAGAAGCAAGCCGCCGACUUUGCAGCAAGCAGUCUCAUACAUUAUCAACCUUAUGUCAGAUGUGGAGCUCCUCGAACUCCUCGAAAUGUACUAGUUAUAUUAAAUCCACACUCGGGACGUGGUCGUUCUGGUGAAGUUUUCUAUGAACAAGUGCAACCAAUACUUAAGCUUGCAGGUUUUAGGAUGAAAGUGGUUGAAACAGGAGCUGCAGGUCAUGCAAAAAAUCUUGCAUCUACUGUUGAUCUCGGUACAUGCCCUGAUGGUAUUAUAUGUGUUGGGGGUGAUGGAAUUGUAAAUGAGGUCCUCAAUGGUUUACUCAGUAGAGUUGAUACAAACGGAAAAAAUUUACCGCCAAUUGGCAUUGUUCCUGCUGGUUCAGACAAUUCACUUGCUUGGAGUGUUUUGGGUGUUAGAGAUCCAAUUCCCGCUGCAUUGUCUAUAGUGAAGGGGGGUUCGACAGCUGUAGAUGUUUUUGCUUGCAAUUGGCCCCAGGCUGGCGUUACUCACUUUGGCGUGACAGCUUCAUAUUUUGGUUUCCUUGGUGAUGUUCUUGAACUUUCUGAGAAAUACCGGGUGCAAUUCGGCCCGCUUCGUUACUUCAUUGCCGGUGUUCUGAAGUUCCUAUCCUUACCCGAGUACAGCUUUGAGUUGGAGUAUCUUCCUUCGACAGCAAAGAAAUCUGAAGAGGAUAAUGUUUUAGAAGAUAAAGGAAAGUUUGGCACGCUAGAUCAAUCUGAUGAUUUUAGCCUGGAACAAGUUAAGGAACUGAAUCCUGAUUUGGAAACGAAGUGGGUUCGUAGGAAAGGGCGAUAUCUUGGUAUCUUGGUCUGCAACCAUUCUUGUAAAACAGCCCAGAGCUUAAGUUCUGAGGUUGUGGCACCAAAAGCCGAGCAUGAUGACAACAGUUUGGACUUAAUAUUGGUACAUGGGAGUGGGAGAAUGAGGUUGUUAAGAUUUUUCGUCGAUCUGCAGUUUGGCCAGCAUCUUUCGCUUCCCUUUGUGGAAUAUGUUAAGGUAAAAUCUGUAAAGAUUAAGCCAAUCGGAAAUACACACAAUGGGUGUGGAAUUGAUGGCGAGCUUCUUCGGUUGGAUGGUCAAGUUGUGUGCUCUCUUCUUCCGGAGAAAUUCGUAUUGCUCGGAUGCAACCCUAGAGAUUGUAAAUAACAACGGUUAGUCGCGGAAUCUCACAAGGGAAGGAUGUACUAUUAUUUCACUUAGAGAGGGCUCCCGCGCUUCUUGCGGCGUAAAGUUAUUCACCUGCCAUAUUUUUGCCAUCCUAAGAGUCAUCUGAAACUACUUCUGGGGCCAAGCAUGAUGAAGUGGUAAGUCACUGCCCUAAUUCCUUAUACAUGCAUGUAUUAAUUAUUUGGGGACAAAGAUUUAAAUGAGGAGCUCCUCUUGAAUGAUCAUAUGAGAAUGGUGUCCCUGAGUGCCACGUGUCAUUCUUUUUCUUUUAUAUUUGGUUGGAGGGAUGGAUUUCGUUUUACGGUUGUGAUUCUGAUUGGUUGGUCGAGUUUGUGUUCGAAUUCGAAGUAAAUUUAUGAUAAUUGUGUUUAAGUCGUAACAUUUUUCUUGUGCCCACUCA